UCUAAAACCCUGGCGCAGCAAUUAUCAAAAAACUUCCUUUUUUUUUCUCAAACGGGAAGUUCUCUGAAUUUGCUCCCAUGGCUCCCACCUUCGUAUUCGAACCAGCGAGCGACGAAGAGCGCGAAUUCUCGCAGCCUGAAGACGAAGAAGAAGAAAAGGAAGAGGAGGAGGAAGACGAUGAUGAUGAUAAAGAGGACGAAGGGGAAGAAGAACAGAAAAUAUCCAAACGCCAAAAGCAGUCGCCGUGGGACUUCGCUGCCUUCACAAGAUCCUUUGCCGAAGAACACUCUCUUCGAAGCACCACCUCCAUCGAUGAAAAGAUCUCCAAAGCCAUCCUGCAGCGGUCCGUCCCCGUCUCGCUCCCCUCAGACUCUGAUACUUCCGACGCCGAACCGGACCAACAAGAAGAUUAUAAAUCAGAAGACGAUGAUGAGGGUGCCAGUAAUGCUGGUGAGAGUAAUUCGUUUUUUGCAUCCUCCAAGGGAACUUCAUUCCAUGCCAAUUCGUUCAUUGAGCUCAAUCUAUCUCGUCCUCUACUUCGGGCUUGCGAAGCUUUGGGUUACACAAAGCCUACUCCAAUUCAGGCAGCUUGCGUACCGUUAGCUUUGGCAGGGCGUGAUAUAUGUGGGAGUGCAAUUACUGGUUCGGGAAAGACUGCUGCCUUCGCAUUACCUACCCUGGAGAGGCUACUGUUCCGUCCAAAACGCGUUCCGGCAAUAUGGGUCCUUGUUCUUACUCCAACCAGAGAGUUGGCAGUUCAGGGUCAUAGUAUGAUACAAAAAAUUGCUCAAUUUACCGAUAUUAGGUGUUGCUUGGUUGUUGGAGGCCUUUCAACAAAGAUGCAAGUGGCUGCCUUGCGUUCAAUGCCAGAUAUUGUGGUAGCUACACCAGGACGCAUGAUAGAUCAUUUGCGAAAUUCUAUGUCUGUGGAUUUGGAUGAUCUUGCAGUUUUAAUACUUGAUGAGGCUGAUCGUCUUCUGGAGCUUGGAUUUAGUGCUGAAAUUUCUGAGCUGGUACUACUAUGCCCCAAAAGGAGGCAGACCAUGCUGUUUUCUCCUACGAUGACUGAAGAACUUGAUGAGCUUAUCAAGCUUUCUCUGACAAAACCAUUGCGUCUCUUAGCUGACCCAUCUGCAAAACGGCCUGCCGCAUUGACUGAAGAGGUCGUUAGGAUACGUCGAAUGCGUGAAGUAAAUCAGGAGGCAGUUCUUCUUGCACUGUGCUCUAAAACCUUUACAUCUAAAGUUAUCAUCUCCAGUGGGACUAAACAGGCUGCACAUAGGUUGAAGAUCUUAUUUGGAUUAGCUCACUUUAAAGCUGCUGAGCUACAUGGAAAUCUUACCCAAGUCCAGCGUCUUGAGGCGCUGGAGCUUUUUAGGACACAGCAAGUUGAGUUUUUGAUUGCAACUGAUGUCGCUGCUCGUGGACUUGACAUUGUUGGUGUUCAAACUGUUAUUAACUUUGCGUGUCCUCGUGAUCUGACAAGCUAUGUUCAUCGAGUGGGUCGUACAGCAAGAGCUGGUAGAGAAGGUUAUGCUGUCACGUUUGUGACAGAUAAUGAUCGAUCUCUUUUAAAAGCAAUUGCAAAGAGGGCUGGUUCAAAGUUGAAAAGUAGAACUGUUGCUGAGCAGUCGAUUAUUAAAUGGUCUCAAAGAAUUGAGCAAAUGGAAGAUGAAGUGGCUGUCAAGAGAGUUAUAUUAAUUAUGUUGAACUAUUUCAGGGAGGAGAUGGCCCUUAGAAAAGCUGAAAUGGAAGCAACAAAGGCAGAAAAUAUGAUUGCACACAAGGAUGAGAUCUUUUCACGCCCCAAAAAAACUUGGUUUGUGACUGAGAAGGAAAAAAGAGUUGUGGCAAAAGCAGCAAAGGCAUCUACGGCGAAAGACAAAGGUUCAGCAAAGGAUGUUAUCAGUGCCCAAGAGUCCGAAGAUCUCAAAAUGAAAGAAAAGAGAAAGCGACAGCGUGAGAAGAAUUUGCCUAGGAGGAAGCGAAGAAAAUUGGAAGCAGCUAGAGAGAUGUUGGAGGAAGAUGAUGUAGUGGACAAGUCACAGGAAGGCGCUGGUAAAAACAAGAAAGAGAAGGCUGGAUUGUCAUUGGUUGACCUUGCUUAUCGACGGGCAAAAGCAGUGAAGGCUGUGAAGAAAGCACAGGAUGCUGGCAAGAUUAUCAAAAAAGGCAUCAACAAACAGAAAAGUAAUCCGCAAAGAACACAAUCUAGGACAGAAGAAAUGCAAGAGCUAUUCCAGAGCGAUAUGGGUGAUAAACAGCAGAAGAGAAUCAGCGGCGGUGGAAUGAGAAGGAAAAAGUCAAAGAAUUCAUUUAAGAGCAAGUCACGGUAUAAACGCAAGUAGCAACUUCGAAGGAGGCAACAAAUUUCGAUAUUAUGUAGUCUUUUACAAAAGCUGGCUUGAUCCUUCAUCUGGGCAGGUAGCUGCAAUACUCUAAAUGUGGUAAUUGCAGAUAAUUCAGAUGCCAUUUUGUACAUCAACCUUGAUGUUGUGCCAUAGGCCCAUAGCUGGGUUGGAUGCCUACUUGAUGAUAUACGGCAUUGAAGUUCAUUUUUGAGACAUUCAAUUAAUCGAGACCAAUGAUCGAAUCAAUUGACCCCGGGAGCAUCCAGCUGAUCCAUGAUUUUUGUGGCUUAGAUGAAAGAGAAUGUAGUAGCCUAUUACUUUCUAAGUUCUUUUAAAAAGUCUAUCCUCCAUCUGUUGCCCUCAAUAUUAUAACUAGGGAUACUGAUUUGAUUUGUGUAGGCUUUUUUGCGUGGCGUCUUGUUUUUCCCCCUGUAAAAUAACUGUUACAUGUAAAACUUAGUCUCACUCUGCGUCGUACUAAACACUGAAUGAUGGAAGUUUGUUUGAGAGUUGAACAAA
Molecule: messenger RNA, 2870 nt
Organism: Tripterygium wilfordii
Lineage: Eukaryota; Viridiplantae; Streptophyta; Magnoliopsida; Celastrales; Celastraceae
Product: DEAD-box ATP-dependent RNA helicase 28-like
Exons: 20
Coding region: 78-2348 (756 amino acids)
Molecular function (GO): RNA helicase activity; ATP binding; nucleic acid binding
Source: RefSeq, a predicted model, not a curated record